ACUAAGAAAAAAAUGGCCCUGUUACUGGGUCAGAUACCCAGAUGGUUCAACUCAAUUAAACUGAGUAGUUUUAUUAAAGCUUCGCAAAUCACAAAACAAUCUGCAAGACCAGGAAAAACAUUGUCAAACGGCUUCUCACCUCAGGCUCUGUUGUUGUCCUCUGACAAUUGCUUUCUCCAGUGGGAAAUUAAGACUUACAGGACUUCCUCCUUGUGGAAUAGUUUCCAGUCUGCCAACUCCAAUAGGCAAGAGAACAGUUCUUUGCAAAGCACUCUGCUCCCUUCAGUGAGUGAAAAGCCGGAGAUAAUACCCAGUCUUGAAUCUGAGCUGCCUCUUGAAGAGCUGGACGACUUACCUCCAUUGUCUCCCAUGCAACCAAUUUCAGAGGAGGAGGCUAUUCAGAUUGUUGCACACCCUCUUUUGCCUCUAUCCUCCUUCACACUUGGAGACUACAUAGAUCAUUCCGAGACUUUGCAGCGACUAGUGCAGCUUGGAGUGGAUUUGUCUAAGAUAGAAAGACAUGUAGAUGCAGCCAACCUCCUUCUAAGACUGGAUUUUGAAAAAGACAUUAAGCAAAUACUCCUAUUUCUUAAAGACUUGGGUUUAGAAGAUAACCAACUGGGACCAUUCCUGACAAAAAAUUAUAGUAUCUUUUCUGAAGACCUUGAAAAUCUUAAGACAAGAGUAGCCUAUCUACAAUCAAAAAAUUUCACUAAGGCAGAUAUCGCACGGAUGGUGAGAAAUGCACCAUUUCUGUUGAGCUUCUCUGUGGAAAGGCUGGAUAACAGACUGGGAUUUUUUCAGAAAGAACUUGAACUGAGUGUGAAGAAGACUAGAGAUCUGGUUGUUCGCCUUCCAAGGCUACUAACGGGAAGUCUGGAGCCUGUGAAAGAAAAUAUGAAGGUUUAUCGCCUUGAACUUGGUUUUAAACAAAAUGAAAUUCAACAUAUGGUCACCAGAAUUCCAAAGAUGCUAACUGCAAACAAAAGGAAACUUACGGAGACUUUUGAUUAUAUACACAACGUGAUGAAUAUCCCCCACCACAUCAUUGUCAAAUUCCCACAGGUAUUUAAUACAAGAGUAUUUAAAAUUAAAGAAAGACACUCAUUUCUUGCCUACUUGGGAAAAGCGCAGUAUGAUCCAGCAAAAACUAACUAUGUCUCUUUGGACAAGUUCGUAUCUAUUCCUGAUGAAGUGUUCUGCAAAGAAAUUGCCAAAACUUCAGUAGAUGAUUUUGAGAAAUUCUUAAAGACGCUUUAGUUUUUGAUGAAAGUUUAAAUAUAUUCUUUUAAAGUGAAUGUAUACAUGAAUAAAGCAGUGUAUUUUUAAAAAUGAA
Messenger RNA from Cricetulus griseus (Chinese hamster), 1336 nucleotides. Lineage: Eukaryota; Metazoa; Chordata; Mammalia; Rodentia; Cricetidae. The record is from RefSeq and is a predicted model, not a curated record.